Messenger RNA from Belonocnema kinseyi, 2593 nucleotides. RefSeq names its product exocyst complex component 8 (gene Exo84). NCBI's taxonomy places the organism in Eukaryota, Metazoa, Arthropoda, Insecta, Hymenoptera, Cynipidae. Gene Ontology annotation, biological process: Golgi to plasma membrane transport; intracellular protein localization; exocytosis. The record is from RefSeq and is a predicted model, not a curated record. Gene Ontology annotation, cellular component: exocyst. The transcript has 8 exons. Bases 167 to 2293 code for a protein of 708 amino acids.
CAAUCUUUGAUACAACUCAACUGUAGAAGUUUCGUCCUAUUAUACCAAGUACAAAGUGACAAAAGGGGAUUGGAUUGGCAAUGAUGGAUUUGCAUUUGCACAAGUUGUCAAAAAUAUUAUUUUAACAAAGUUUCAAGCAUUUUCUCUUUUACGAAACAGCUGAAACAUGACUGAUCCACUGGCAAAAAGUUUUGCAUCAGAAGAUUUCAACCCAGAAAAGUUUGUAAAAGAGUUAAGUGCUCAGUGUGUUGGAGCUGAUGAAUUACGAAAACAGCGAGCAAGAAUUCAGGAACUUGCAGACAGUACAUCUGCUCAGCUCAAGCGAAAUGUCUACCAAAACUAUAUGCAGUUUAUUGAAACUGCAAAGGAAAUAUCACAUCUUGAAAGUGAAAUGUACCAGUUAUCACAAUUUCUCAGUGAACAACGUACUUUGUUAAAUGCCUUGGGAACCAUUGGAACUGCAGGAGUCAUUUUUGAAGGCACAUUAGACGCACAGCAAGAAAACACAACUGAUUUGAUUACUAAAGAAGAUGAACAAAAGCAAAAGCUGUUACAGUUACUGGAGAAUGUUGAGGGCGCUAUGAGUCUAGUCGAAACACCUGGUCGAGUGUGUCUUUACGAAGGAUCCUUAUUAGAACUAGACCCUUUAGAAGGUACUCCGCUAAAGAGGAUUCAUGCAUAUUUAUUUAAUGACGUUUUGAUGGUUGCAUCUUGGUUGGCAACUGGGGCUAGACGAGGGCCACCCAGAUAUAAAAUGCAAGCUGUUUACGAUCUGCAAAGUUUGGCAGUAGUUAAUGUCAGAGAUCUUGGAACCGUGAAAUUAGCCUUCAAGCUUUUAGCUUUUCCUGAUACGAGAGUGUUCCAGUGCGCCACAGCGACGAGCAAGAAAGAAUGGCUGGAAAAGUGUGAGCAAGCGAAGAAAGCUAAAUUAUCUCAGGAAGACCAAACAGAGACUGUAAAUAAAGAUGCAUCCUCGAAAGAUUCUCAACUAAUAUCCUCUCGUUCACUCUCACUUGACUCAAAUACUAUAGUGGAUGACAACGACGAAGUCGACUAUGAACCGCCUCCCGAAUGGUUACUAGAAGUACCAGAAGAUUUAGAUUCUUGUAUAGCCCAAAGGCAUUUUGAAGAAGCCUAUCAUCUUUUGGAAAAAGCAAAGGCCUACCUCGCGGAUGCUCAUCCUACUCCUCACCUGACAGAAAUGAAAAGCAAGAUUCACGAAAGGGCCAACUCGUUGGUAGAUGUCCUGACAAAAGAAUUGGAAUUGAGUGCAGAGGCAAGGUCCUUACAAGGAGGAGGUUUGAGAAGUGCUCGGCGAGCUGUUAGACUUUUGAUACAACUUGAUAGAAGUGCUCAAGGUUGUCAAUUAUAUCUAAAGUUGUGCAGUGCUGCAUUGAAGGCUCGUUUAAAGAGAGUAAAGCGAGAAGGAGCGACUGUUCCUUACAUUAAGCAAUUGAGUGCCAUCGCUUUCAGCAAUAUAGUUGAUACCUCACGAGAGUUCUUGAAGAUCUUCCCAGAUUAUACGAAUUGCACAUCAGCUUUACUAGUAUGGUGCAGUCAGGAGAUAAAACAUCUUACCUCACAUUUAAUAAAACAGAUGUUCAUUCCUCAAGUUACAAUAAGCACUUUGGUAGAAUGCAUAGUUGCAGUUAGAAGUCAUUGUGAUCAGUUAUCCCAGCUUGGGAUGGACUUUCGCUACCAAUUAGAUGGACAGCUCCGCACUCCUCUGGCUAGAGCUCUGCAGGAUGCAGGCGAAAAAUACGUGGAUGCUGUAAAAGUUCGCGCGUCGGAAGACACGUGGCGACCUUCCAAUCUUCAAUCGAGUCAAAAUCUGACCAAGCUAUUAACGGAACUGGAUGACCUUGGAAUCCCGGUACCAGAAUCGUGUCUGACGAGUGACUGCUGGACUUCUUUAACGACGACUACACUAGCCUUUGCCAGAUUGUACAUAGGACUUCUAGAAGACUGCCUUAGUGUUACCACGCCUGAACUCAUAUCGACUGUCGAAGGGGUGCUCGCGUCUGUAAUGAGAGCUCAAGUGCAACAUUUGACCGCAUCUCUCGCAAAUCCAAGACUAAAACAAGAGAGACAGACUGUUCAAGAUAAUGCAGCCUAUGUCCGUGAUGUUAUAAUCGCCCGAGCGCUUGAACUCUACAAAGGUGUAACGAGACAGAGAUUCGUUAAAUUAAUUGCUUUAAAGGAACAAAUUAUUUUUGGACCACCAACUCCAAGUAAACCAAAGCCCGCUCCCAGAACAUCAGUUCAAAAAUAUUCAACGACUGAAUAUAUUUAAUACUCUACCGAACGACACUGAAAAAGUUGAUAAAAUGUAAAGAAAAGAAAUCUUAAUCUUCCAUGUAUACUAAUGUAAUAUAUUGUACAUAAUAUGAAAUAAUUCAACUAAAUUUAUUGUCUACGCUUAAUCUCAUUCUAUCGCCAAUCAAUAUUGGAUUGCUAUAUCCAAACGUCAAUAAAUUGUAGCAACAACUAGGUUUGGACGUAAAUUAACUAUAACUGAUUCGCAAAUACUGUCCUAAAUAUUUACAGAAUUUGUUGUAAAAUAAGAAUUAAAUAUUUCUAGUGUAAAAUCCAA